This is a messenger RNA of Nicotiana tabacum (common tobacco), 816 nucleotides long. Lineage: Eukaryota; Viridiplantae; Streptophyta; Magnoliopsida; Solanales; Solanaceae. The record is from RefSeq and is a predicted model, not a curated record.
AUGCCUCGCUUCUGCGACCUCGCAGGUGCGGAAAGAUCUCACACCUACGGUCACUGCCAAUCCCCCUCUCUUUCACUUCUGCGGUCACCUUCCCGCUUCUACAGGCUUGCACCUACAGUUCCCACUCCGCAGGUAGGUUUGGACGAAGAGGUAAAAAGACGCUUUUGGAAAGAUUUGGAUGCGUUGUUGCGGGGUAUACCAUCCACCGAGAAGCUUAUUAGAGAGGGUGAAUUUAACGGACACAUUGGGAGGCCGCCUGGGGGAUAUGACGAUGUGCAUGGUGGCUUCGGUUUUGGAUAUACAAAUGGAGGAGGUGCUUCGCUACUAGAGUACGCUAAAGUUUUUGAGAUGGUGAUUGCUUACUCGUGUUACUCGAAGAAGGCAGAGCACCUAAUAACUUUUCAAAGUGUGGUGGCUAAGACCCAGAUUGAUUAUCUACUUCUCCGAAAAUGUGAUAGAGUUUUAUGCACGGAUUGCAUGGUCAUGCCGAGUGAGAAUCUUACGACCCAACAUAUGCUUUUGAUUAUGUACUUAGAGAUCAGGUGGACGAGGAAGGGGAGGGCUAUGUAUGGUAUACAUAGGGUCAGGGAAUGGUGGUGGAACGAAGAGGGUCAUAGGAAAGUGGAAGCCAAGAUAGCAACAUAUUUGAAGCUAGUAGAGAGUAUAGACGAGGGGCAGAAGGGUGCUAACAGAGAGGGGUAUAAGAAGGCUAGGAAUGAGGCAAAGAUGGCGGUUACUGCGGCUAAGACCGCCCGUAUAGUCGUGUAUACGAAGAAAUUGGGGAUAAAGGCGGGGACAAGAAGUUAUACAUGCUAG